AUGAAUGAGUCGAAAGUGUCUGAAGAAUUGGGAACUGUGUGCGACGACAUCGGCACCGGCAAGACGAAAGACGAAAGACGAAAGACGAGACGAAAGAAGAAAGACGAAAGACGAAGGACGAAAGACGAAAGACGAGACGAAAGAAGAAAGACGAAAGACGAAGGACGAAAGACGAAAGACGAGACGAAAGACGAAAGACGAAGGACGAAAGACGAGACGAAAGACGAAAGACGAGAUAAAAAAGGAAGACGAAAGACGAAGGAAGCAGAAAGAAAGAAGACGACGAAGGAAGCGGAAGGCGCGAAAAGACGUAAGGAAGGAUCUAGAAGGUUCGAGAAGCAUCGGACGCCAUAUUGA
Messenger RNA from Trachymyrmex cornetzi, 357 nucleotides. Its product is annotated as UPF0329 protein ECU05_1680/ECU11_0050-like. NCBI's taxonomy places the organism in Eukaryota, Metazoa, Arthropoda, Insecta, Hymenoptera, Formicidae. The transcript has 2 exons. The record is from RefSeq and is a predicted model, not a curated record. Bases 1 to 357 code for a protein of 118 amino acids.